AUCAGAUAUAGCUUUAAAACAGUUCGUAUUGUUUUGUUUAAAUGAUUCAAACCGGUUGUGUCUGUCCACUUGCAGGAACAUUGGUCAUUUCUACGUUCUCACUGCUAAAAGGAUCACGGCUAAGUGUACAGCAUUUGACGAGUGUAAUGAAAAUCUAAAGACACAAUGUUUAACUCAACACUUUUGGGAAUUAUUUUAUUUGGAACCUUUAGUCAAUCUUUUUCAAGCCUAUUUACAUGUUCGGAAGGCUGGAAUCUCCAAGGUUCGAAAUGCUAUAAAGUGGAUCAAGAAAAGAGGAAUUUUACAAAUUCAAAGAUUUUUUGUGAGAAACUUAAUGCUGAAAUAAUUAUGCCUAAAACUGCAGAAGAAAUCAGUGUAUUAUCAGUAAUUGGUAAUUUUUUUUGGAUAGGACUUUUAAUCGAUCAUGAUAAAACAAUUACACGGAAUUGGAAAUGGAAUGAUGGCACUGAAUUGGAAUCCAGUGAUAGAUGGUCACCAGGUAUGUUUAUAAGUGUCAGUUUUAAAAAUAAAGAAGUAACCAAUGAUUCAUUUUAUUAAAUUGGUUGCAAUGAAUAACAUAGCUUUCCCAGUGAAAUACAAACCGAUAAUUAUCACAGGUGAUAUAAACGUGGUUAUUUCACUCCUCUGACGUCAUACAACAAUAGGCGUUGUCAAGACGGCGGAUCAAAACAAAUUGUAAAUGCGAAGAAAAAAAUAAACCCAAAAUGUGUAAACUGUUGUCAUGAAAAGGUAUGAAGAGAUAU
Molecule: messenger RNA, 764 nt
Organism: Mytilus trossulus (common blue mussel)
Lineage: Eukaryota; Metazoa; Mollusca; Bivalvia; Mytilida; Mytilidae
Product: CD209 antigen-like protein D
Exons: 4
Coding region: 166-558 (130 amino acids)
Biological process (GO): regulation of natural killer cell mediated cytotoxicity
Cellular component (GO): cell surface; plasma membrane
Molecular function (GO): signaling receptor activity
Source: RefSeq, a predicted model, not a curated record